ACGAAAAGCAAAUGACCACUGAUAAAUAAGUGAUUUAACUCACUACUUAGUGAGUAACUUCUCUUCGCUACUCGCUUCUUCUCACUGUUAUCUUCUCCGCUCUGCACCUGUUUCAGCCUUCAGCUUCGGCCCACCUCUCUGCGACGCCGUUUAUCAAGUCACACAUGGCUCUGAAAUCGUUCGUUGAAGUCCAUCCCGACUCCCAUUUCCCCAUCCAAAACCUUCCAUAUGGAGCAUUCAAACCCCAGCCGACUGCAUCAGCCCGUCUCGCUGUCGCAAUUGGUGACUGUGUUUUGGACCUCUCCGAGAUCGCCAAAGCCGGUCUAUUCAACGGCCCCAUACUCACCGGUUCCGAUUGCUUCCUUCAGCCUACUCUGAACAAAUUUUUGGCACUCGGGCGACCUGCUUGGAAGGAAGCUCGUGUUACUCUUCAAAAGCUAUUGUCAUCUACAGAACCAACCUUGCGUGAUAAUGCAGACUUGAGGCAGAAGUCGCUUGUGCCGAUGAACAACGUAGAAAUGGUUCUUCCUACGGAAAUUGGAGACUACACAGACUUCUUUUCAUCCAUGCAUCACGCGAAGAACUGUGGGACUAUAUUUCGUGGACCUCAAAACCCAAUUCCGCCAAAUUGGUUCCAUCUUCCUAUUGCAUAUCAUGGACGAGCAUCAUCAAUUGUCAUCUCUGGAACAAAUAUUAUUAGACCAAGGGGUCAAGGGUAUCCAGCUGGGGACUCUCCACCAUAUUUUGGACCUUCACUGAAGCUAGAUUUUGAACUUGAAAUGGCUGCUGUAGUUGGUCCAGGAAAUGAAUUAGGUAAAACCAUAGAUGUUAAUGAGGCAGCAGAUCAUAUCUUUGGACUUGUCUUGAUGAACGACUGGAGUGCUCGAGAUAUUCAGGCGUGGGAAUAUGUCCCUCUUGGACCCUUUCUUGGGAAGAGUUUUGGUACUACAAUGUCCCCUUGGAUUGUGACACUAGAUGCUCUAGAGCCUUUUGCAUGUGAUGCUCCUAAGCAGGAUCCCCAUCCACUGCCAUAUCUGGCUGAGAAGAUAUCCAAAAACUAUGAUAUUGCAUUGGAGGUUCAAAUUAAACCUUCCGGACAAAAGGAUUCGAGUGUUGUUACAAGAAGUAAUUUCAAUAACCUAUAUUGGACAUUGACUCAACAGCUAGCACACCAUACAAUCAAUGGUUGCAAUCUGAGGCCAGGCGAUCUCCUUGGAACAGGGACCAUUAGUGGGCCUGAGCCAGAUUCUCUUGGAUGUUUGCUGGAACUAACAUGGAAUGGACAGAAACCGUUGUCAUUAAAUGGGACAACUCGAAAGUUCUUGGAAGAUGGGGAUGAAGUAAUCUUUACUGGUUGCUGCAAGGGGGAUGGUUACAAUGUUGGUUUUGGAACCUGCGCUGGUAAGGUUGUUCCUCCACGGGAUUGAGGAAACCGAUGUUUUAGGAGAUAAAAGAGGAAGAGUACAUGCCACUCACGUUGCCAUUGUUGGUUUAAAAGAAAUCUCACUGGAAAUUCUCAGAGCUGAAAUGGUCUGUUUGCUGUAUAAUUAUUGAUUUCAAUGUUAAUUUAGUUGUUUGUAGCGCUUGGCUUGACGGUAUGUUGGAACCUGGAAUUUCCUUGUCAGUGAUAAUCUCUUCCACUAAAUUCAUGCCUUCUUAUCGUUUAUAACAGAGUAAAAAAAAAUUGAAAAGAAAAAACUUCCCCAAAAUAUUAGCUAACGUAGAUAGCUGUAUAGACAAUACUAAUUGAGGGUAAAGCCGACAUUUAGUCGCAUUUAGACGAUGAUAAUUUGAAAUUCUGAAUGGCUGAAAACAGUAUCUAAAGGGAAAAAGCCUUGUCCCAAUCACCGUACAUCUCCCCCAGGAGGCUGCAGCCACAAAGAUCCAAUCAGCCUACCGUGCCUGCGUCAUCUUCAACCUUUACAAUCAAAUCUCAGCCGUCAAUUAGGAGGCCAACCGUCUUCAACUCUUAAUCCAACGGCAGUAAACGCUAGAUUCCAUCAGGAGCGACGACCUGGAGAAACUGAGGAUGAACGAGACCUUGAUGCGUCUUUACUGUAGGUUGACUUUUCUAGUCUGUUUUGCAGCUUAUUGUAUUAAACUACGCUUAAAAAAAAAAAAAACAAACAAAUAGGGGCAAACAUUUUGUUUUGUAAAAAUUAAUCCUAAAACCAAAACAAAGUAGUAUAUGAGCUGAGCUGGCGCAUCCUUGAGAUUUU
Messenger RNA from Durio zibethinus, 2219 nucleotides. RefSeq names its product fumarylacetoacetase. Gene Ontology annotation, molecular function: fumarylacetoacetase activity. NCBI's taxonomy places the organism in Eukaryota, Viridiplantae, Streptophyta, Magnoliopsida, Malvales, Malvaceae. Gene Ontology annotation, biological process: homogentisate catabolic process; L-phenylalanine catabolic process; L-tyrosine catabolic process. The record is from RefSeq and is a predicted model, not a curated record.